AUGGCGCGGACCAUUUCCAGUCCACAAAGAGGAGGAGGUAGGCCGUCUACCGAGAUGGCAGUUCCGGUCGGGGGACCGAGGCGCGUCAUUAAUACAGCUAGGAAGAGUACGGGAGGUAAAGCUCCCAGGCGGAUAUCGGAAGUACAACCAGAAAAAGAAACGCCAAAGAAGAGACAUCGGUUUAGACCUGGGACUGUAGCAUUGAGAGAGAUUAGGAAAUAUCAAAAAUCAACAGAUUUGUUAAUAGCAAAAUUACCAUUUAGCAGAGUUGUCAGAGAAGUCACAUUAGAUAUGGGUUCAGCAGCAGCUGGUGAUCUUCGAUGGCAAUCAAGUGCUAUAAUGGCAUUACAGGAAGCGGCAGAGGCGUAUUUGGUUCAUUUGUUUGAGGAUGCAAAUCUCUGCGCCAUCCACGCUAAAAGAGUCACCAUCAUGCAAAAAGACAUUCAACUAGCAAGAAGGAUCAGAGGUCCUUGGGCAGGUUUAGGAUGA
Molecule: messenger RNA, 489 nt
Organism: Tremella mesenterica DSM 1558
Lineage: Eukaryota; Fungi; Basidiomycota; Tremellomycetes; Tremellales; Tremellaceae
Exons: 5
Coding region: 1-489 (162 amino acids)
Cellular component (GO): nucleosome
Molecular function (GO): DNA binding; structural constituent of chromatin; protein heterodimerization activity
Source: RefSeq, a predicted model, not a curated record